UCAAUUGCUUGGAACUUUUCGAGGCCUCUUAAGAAAUCAGAUCUUCUGGUGUGUCCACAUUUCAACAGUUGUAAACUCUGCCUUAGUACUGCUGCUUGAAACGGUGUCUAAUCAUCUCUUUCGAGUACGGAUCAUUGGCAGCGGUCAGAAAUAAGAGCACCAAGUUCUGAAAUGGUAGCAACGAUGCGCUCGCGGGUUGCCAUUAUCUGGGAAGAACUUCGCAAGCUAGGCUUCACGCGUCUCACACGGCAGCGCAUCUACCGGGGCGCUGACCUGUGCCCAGCCAUUCCCUCCGCCGUCGCACCGGCAGUGCGUGCACAAAAUCGUGCCGUAAAAAUACAAUAAUAAGUAAGUAAAAAUAAAGAAAUAAAAGCGCAAGGAUCAGCGGCGGCGGCGGCGCCAAGGUGCAGUGAUUCUUAAUGAUGCGGGUCCCGGUCGAACCAGGAGGAACGUGAAUAACAAGAAAAAAUGAAAAGAACCCGCUGACACACCGCCUCAGGCGGUACGUGACGGCAAAUGCACAACAGCGUGUCUGCUUUCAAAAACGGCUGCUCGGACGCCCAGAUCUAAACUGGUUCUGCACGGGCUACGGUCGACUCGGUAUGGCGUUCCGUCAAGAAUCCGGUUGCAACGGCAGCGAUGAACCGAUCACCUACGGCGCCACGCCACCUGGUGGCGAGCCGCGGUCCUUGUCCCAGGUUCGCGGCUUGUCAUCCUCAUAGCACAUGGCAGCGACGGCGACGGCCAGUGCCGAGAUGGCCAUGUACCGUCAAAAGCGUCCCAACUGGACUGAGGAUGAGCGACUGCGGCUCGUGCAAGAGAUCGGCGAGCGCAUUGACGUCAUUCGCGGCAAGCUGGGCCCCACACUGACACUCCGCGCCAAACGAUCUGCCUGGACUGCGGUGCAGCAGGCACUGAAUGCAGGCAAUGACACGCACACGCGCUCUGUGCCCGAGAUCAAGAAGCAGUGGAGCAACCUCGUGCAGAGGUGCAAGCACCGCGUAAAUGCGCACAACCGCGGCACCAGUCGGCAAGGAGAGAAUGGGCGUUCCUUGGAUUUGUCUGUAGUGGAGAGAACCAUACUGGAUGUCAUAGGUGAUGACUGCUCAUAUGCUGACUUCCUUGAUGGUGCCGGCCCCGACAUCUCUGGUGACGUUGAUGGAAGCCAAGACAACUGCCUUGGCUCCUCCGAGGACGAGACACUGAUCCAGUCACUGGACUCCAGUGUGCCAGAGUGGUUUUGGAAGACAAGCGCCCGAGCCUCGAGCGCCGCAUCUGCGUCCGCCGCGCUAUGCGCCGUCCACCCCUCCACGGACACUUCCGUGGCCACCGCAGUCGCUAUGAAGCGGGAGCACAGUGACGAUGACGAACACCCAUCGUCCGCCGAGUGUGUGACAGCCGAGUUCGAAGUGGACAAUGAACACGACGAUGUCGCCGAGACAUUAGGCAUAGUUUACGAGCGGCCCACUGCUGCUGCUGCCUCCAGUAAGCAGCUGGUGCCCCGGCAGGCAACAUGCUCACAGAUGGGUGCCGGACGUCGACCAGUCGUGACACCGCAGCAGAGACAGACGCUGCCGCCACCGCCGCCGCCUCCACCUCAACUUCCGGCAAGUCCCGCAAGACGUCAACCCAGAGGCCCCAACCCGGACACCGGCGGUGACGGCGAAGAUUCCGGAAACCACUGCAAUGAGAAUGCGGGAGAUGAUGAUCUGGCGACCUUGCGCAAGACGUUGCUCAUGGAGCAGAUCAGAGCCGCCCGAGAGCAAGCCCGGGCAUUCCAGGCUGUUGCCUCUGCUGCACAGGCUGUCAGAGAAUGCGUCGCGAGGGCGGCCAAGUCUCGCGUGCACACAGAGAAGGUGAAGCGCAGAAAGCUGGCACUGCAGAUCAAGAAGAUGGCAGAAUGACGCUGCUGGUGCAAGUGGAAAGUGAAGAAAGGGUGCAGCUGAUGCCUGGUUAUUUCAUUGCCUUGAGGAUGUACCAGCAUCCAGUUCAUGCGUCGCAAAGUAAAAAUGUGCCUCGUGCCUAUUGUUUGGGAUUGUGGCUACGGAGCAGUGAUGGAGGUGUCCUUCUGGUGGCCUCAUUCUCAGGGAUUCCCAGCCCACCACUGGGAGCAGUGUUUCCGAGAUUUUGAUGACCAUGAGUGCCCACAUUGAGAAGAUCAAUAUCUAGCUGGACGCACUUCAGCUGUGCUUCAAAUUUAGUCUGGAGCUGUGCCUAUUGUGCCCUCUUUGUAUGGUGGCUUUUGAUUUCAUGCCCCCCCCCCCCCCCCCGACACACACACACAUAUAUAUAUAUUUGUAGGCACCUUUUUGCUGCAAGUUGUUUGUCUAGUGAAUUGCCUCUGUGUGGCCAAGCUCUAUUACUUUCGCAGUCAUCAUUUCGAUGUUCAAAAUACAUUCACAUUCCUUGUAGGCCUGUCAGGCUUCUUCACGUUAUCACUUGUGUAGGAUUCCCUCGUAUUGGCCAUUUAUUGAAAGAAGUAAUGCGAUGUGAAGAAUAGAUAAGACUGUUCCAUAACAUCUACUUAUGUGACAUGCAAAUUGUAGGUGCUGGGUACAGUCAGAGACUUGAUAUUUUGACAUUCCCACGUCCUGUGCUCGUGGUGCCUUGAACGUACAUGUGCUUUUCUAGGCGUGAUGCCAGUGUUUUGAUUGUGGUGCAGUGAUGUUAUGAACUCGGGGCAGCCAGGAAACAUGGCACUUUACUGUGUGCGCCCUCACAUUUCACAUAAUUACCAGAGCAUAAUAUUAACUCAUUGUACAGUUACACAUAUACCUCACUUUAUGACACAGAACUUUAUGAAAUUUUCCCUUUAAUGAACUACUUUGGUUCCCUGCCAUAUAUCUAUAGAACCAAAGCUUUGAAAACCUUGGAAGGAACAAAAUAAAAUGUCUUACCAAUUUGACAGUCCUUUUGAAACAAUGGGAAAGAAGAUUAUUUACUGGGUACCUGAGUGUUCAAAAUACUAUGUUUUGCAAGAGCAUUUCAGUGCUGCUUGAGGCGUGCCGCUUUCGUUUUACAAAACUAUGCUGCCUGGGCCCUGGCAUUACAGACUUUGAUUAGGUUCUACCAUAUAGUGUCAGCAGCUCAGUUUACAUGGCUGUUGACUGUAGUGUUGAUUUUGAGGUCAAUUACUCCAGAUUUGAUGAAAUAAUUGUCUAGUGGCAUCAACUUCAUUAAAUCAGUUUAACUGCAUUUAAUAAUUUAUGAUCACCAACCAUGCUCUUUGCUGAAGGUGGCUGUUUUCACUUAUUAUUAAUGUGAGCUUAGAGCCCGCAUCUUUGUUUUUUUUUUUUUUUUUUUCAGUGGUCCUUUGCCAUAUAAUCAAUUUACCAGCAAUGUGAAAUGCAACCAAUCUCACUUUAAGUAAGUCAUUGGUUGGAAAUUUUCAGCUCUUGCUGGACCCACGCUUAAGAUUUAUGGCAAGUCGUGGAUUGUACAGCAGUAAGUCAUGCGCGUUACUUUGACUUAGCUUGAUCUUAAAACUGAUUGCUAGAGAUUGGAGCAGUUUACCUUACUUCGGGCAGAGUUCGCUGCGUCCGCACGCCUCGGCUUGCAAGUUUGCGCAGACUGUCAACAUGCUAAGCUGUUCUCACACUACCAUGUAAACCACAGUGCAUGAAAUUAUUAGGUUGCACAAUUCAUAGACAUGGGGACACCCGACUAAGCAGCAAGUUGUUCGUUUAUGCCUGUCUUUUCUCUCAUACUUUAAUGAGGCAUCGUGCUUCCACAAAUGUCUAAUAUUACCAAAUUAUUGGGAGGCCAGAUGUAAAACAAGUGGCAGUGUGUGAAGAAUUCCUGUUCUAGUUCUUUUAAUGUAUUGUACAGCACUGCAUGCGAGAUUCAGGAACUUAAUGUACUCCUUAGUGCAGUGAUUGACUCAGGGCUGCGACUUGCUUUUAAUGAGACAUGGCACCUAGCAUUGUGAUAUACAAAACCUAGUUGCUUGGCGUUGGUGUUCAACACAGCCUACAGAAAUUCCUUACUGGAGGAGACCAGCUUGUGUGUAGUCAUGCGAGCUACAGAAAAAGUAAUAUACAGGCUGUCGUUUUACAAGGCAUGCAAUCUGUAGGACACAUCAUCUGGUUGUGCCUCCUAGGCUCAUGCGUUGCCUCAGGAGUUUGCAUGACACUAAUGAGGGAAUUUUCUUUCCCCGCCUCUUUUAACUUCUGGGCAAGGUGAGUUUCCUAAGUUUGUCUAAAUAAUAUAAGGAGGAGAUAAGAUUGGAUCAGAAGUACGCCAUUUUAUAGUGUUUGUUAUGGUUUGGUCUUUCAGAAAUAAGUCCUUUAUCCCAGCACUCCUACAAAUUAUGAAGGUAGUUCAUAAGAUCGAGACUGUUCUUUUAGCAUGUGGAGAAUGCUGCAAAUUAAUGUAGAGGCACGUUUUAAUAUUAGAUGUUUGUUAAGUUGAUGCAGCAUGUUCAUGCUUUGUAUUUGCAUAUGACGUGAUCGGUGGCUUACUGAAAGUGCACUGCACCAACAUUCCUGCUUUAGUUCUAGUGUGAAAUAAACCAGUGUAAAACUGGGGUUGCUCUUUUAGCUCUGUAUCACUUUGCAUUGUUCAUUUCCCUAUUUAUGCCUUCAUGACAUACCUCACAUGUGGCUGGCCGAGUGUAGUGAAUUUGUCCAAAUGCUAUGCAAAGAAGGCAUUGGAAGUGUUUGAGAAAAGCCUUUUAGUAAUUUCCUAGUGAUUGCCUUACAUAUUGUGCACGCUAACAGCCAAGACAGUCAUUGCAGAAUGUGGAGGGCGAUGAAAGCCAUCAUGACUGAAAACAGGACCAAUCAAAGUGUAGAAGGGUGUUGUGACAUGUACCUGCUUUAAAUAAAUUGUGCUGCACCAUG
Dermacentor andersoni is the source of this 4841-nucleotide messenger RNA. RefSeq lists its product as uncharacterized. The record is from RefSeq and is a predicted model, not a curated record. Gene Ontology annotation, cellular component: nucleus. Lineage: Eukaryota; Metazoa; Arthropoda; Arachnida; Ixodida; Ixodidae.